GUCUCGUGGUGCCGGCUAGGAGUCGUCAGUGGACCUCUACCGAGGACACACUCCGCCGCGCCGCGAGACUCGCAGCAGUAUGGCCGCCACACUCGCGCUUGCACUCGCCGUGCUGCUCGGCGUAGCAUCUGCUGUGCCGCGCGAAUUCGUCGCUCCACGUGCCCUGGAUCCGGCGCACGCGCCCUCUGCAGCCUCCGUACCGCACACCGCGCGUCGCACUGUCCGCGCCACCACCACCGACGCAUGGCUUAAUCUCAUCUCCGACUACAUGCGUGGGAAAGCAGCGACGACUGCGGAAGGAGAUACGACGAGCUGGUUCCCACGCCCUGUACCCGUUAUGUUGCCGCUCGCUGAUACCGCCGACCAGAAGCCGUUAUCCAUACCGGUGCUGGUUGUGCCCGUGCCAGUCCCCGUCUCCACGCAGCCUGACCCCGCAGAAUGCUCGUCGCAGACACGCGCAAGUGCGGUUCCUGAGACGACUAAGCCGAGCGGUCGAUGGCAGCUGAAGUCUCGGCAGCGCGUCCGCCCCGCCCCGCAGCGGGAGCACUAUCCGAUGAGGGAUGUCGCAUUGCGAUUUGGCCCCACAGACUCGUCGCGGCGGCUCGUGGAGCUGUUCCGCGAGCAACUGCCGGCCGACCCGCACCGGCCACCGAUGGUACUCGCGCACGACAGGAACGAGGAAGAGUUUGUUAUCAGACCCCCCGUCUCGCCGUCCGGUCCGGCACUCGUCCGACACCGACGCAGCGACCAAGGAGCCAAGACGACCGCCCCCGCCGAGCCUCCACGGCCGCGGUUCGAUCGGUCGCUCAUGCUCCGCGGCGAACUGACCGUGCCGCGCGCCGGCUACACGGAAUCUUACAUCGCGUGGUGGGACUCGCAGAGCGGUGCCGCUCGUGUGGACUACUUCGACGGCGGCACCUCCACGUACCGGCUGCUGGGUGCGGACGGCAGCAUGCGCGGCGUGCGUGUGAGCAUGGACCGCACGGGCGAGCGGCACGUGGUUCGCUGCGCCGUGACCGCGCCGCGCCGCGCCUCGCUCAUGGACCGCGCGCCGCCCGCGCUGCCGCACCUGGGGCUCUUCUCCUUCGCCGGGUACGUGGACACGCCGGGCGGGCGCGUGGAGCGCUGGCGGCACACGGUGGCGGGGCGCGGCGGCGAGCUCGGCGGCGUGCGGGGGGAGGCGCUCACCUUCCGACACGAGCUCGAGCUGCAGCGGGCCGCUGACAACGAUACCGCGCUGCCUCUCAAGUACACCGUGUCAGUGGACAGCUCCGUGCUAGGCGCCGACUGCGAGGGGUACGAGCAUCGCUACACGGAGGUGCGGCUCGGCGAGCACGAGCCCGCGCUCCUGCGACUCGACACAGAGGAGGUGUGCGAGGAGACCGAGCUGACCGAGCAGUGGGAGCUGGUGGAGCCGCUGCGGGAGUUCACCCUGGAGUACCGCGACCCCAGAUACAACGGCCUGUUUGACAGUUUCCAGGAGCAGUACGACCGCGCCUACGCGGGCGAUACCGAGCAAGCGGUGCGCAAGGCACUGCUCAUUCAGCACUUGCGCUUCAUAGACGCCGGUAACCGCAUGGGCAGUACCGCGCUUCUGGGUAACAACUUCUUCGGCGACCGACUGGACACGGAGUUAGAGAGUCUAUACGGCGUCGACACCACCGGAGUGACGGACGAGCUGGCGAACGGUGCCACGGGCAAUGUGCGAACGCGUCGCGACACCGAGCUACUGCCACAGGAAUUCGACUGGCGCAAUAAGAAAGCCGUCACCGAAGUGCGCAACCAGACAGAUAAGUGCGCGUCAUGCUGGGCGUUCGCCGUGACGGGCGCCGUGGAGGGCGCGCUCGCCAUGCGCACGGGACGUCUCACGCGGCUCAGCGAGCAACAGCUGGUGGACUGCGCCGGCCCGUACGGCGGGAAGGGGUGUAACGGCACCUGGCCGAGUGCUGCUUACGACUACAUAGAGAAAAAUGGAUUGAAUGAACAUGGCGACUACCGGUCUUAUGAAGCAAACGUGGCUAAUUGCACGGCCAAAGAGAACUCGUCGGCCACGUACAUCAGCGGGCACGUGAACGUGACGUCGCGCAACGCGCGUGCGCUGAAGGCGGCCAUACGCGGAAACGGGCCCGCCGUCGUCAUCAUCGACUCGAAGCUCCAGAGCUUCAGGUUCUACAAGGACGGCGUGCUGGAGGACAACAGCUGCGGUAGGCGGCUCUCGCAGGUGAACCAUGCGGUGUUGGCAGUGGGCUGGGGGGAGACGAACGGCAAGGACUAUUUCAUACUGAAGAACUCGUGGUCAGAGGGCUGGGGUGAUAAGGGAUACGUCAAAUUGGCCGCAGAAUUGAACACUUGCGGAGUCCUUACGUCCCCGUCGCAGCCAAUCCUGAACCUAGAUAACGUGGGUAAACAAAAGCCCACAGAUGACGCUGCCUAGACGGUCGAUAUGAUUGUUUGUACUUUUAUCAAUACAUGUUUUAUGUCCACAGUGUAUGCAAAACCGUACUUUAUGAACUUCAGUGAUUUGUAUCAAAAUACAGGCAGCUCAACUUCACAAUCUUAAAAUACAGUGAAACUAAUAAUUAUUAUUGUUUAGUGACGUAUCUAUGAAGUAUUUCAUUAACGCAUUAAUCAAUUUUUCAUUGAGAAAAAAAAAAAAAUUAUCGUUAACUGCGUUAUUUUGCUUAGGUACUUCAUGAUUGUCUUUUUUUUUUGUUAUAAGUAAUUCCGGUUAAUGUGUUUAAUAAAAAUAAAUAACUAUUA
Molecule: messenger RNA, 2760 nt
Organism: Manduca sexta (tobacco hornworm)
Lineage: Eukaryota; Metazoa; Arthropoda; Insecta; Lepidoptera; Sphingidae
Exons: 15
Coding region: 80-2434 (784 amino acids)
Cellular component (GO): lysosome
Molecular function (GO): cysteine-type endopeptidase activity
Source: RefSeq, a predicted model, not a curated record